GUCUAAGUCGGUGUCGGUUUGGAAUAACGGCUGUGGAAGAGGCAGAGUAACGGCCGCGUCGCGAGGGAAGGAAGCCGCUGAGCAGGAGACGAGCAGAAUGAUCGCUAAACUGUUGAAGACAUGAUGCUCUCAUGCUUACGUCCCAUAUCUGCUAUUUUAAAGACUACGCAAGCGGAAGGACCUGACAACAGCAACCAUACAAUAGUAGCAAUGGAAGCCCUGCUGGGACCCGAUCGCUACCGAUGGAACACUAUGAGCCGCGAGGAUCAACUCAAAGCAACUGCAAUAGCCUUUAUUCGCCUUUGCGCAGAACAGGGAGAUGGUGAUAGUCCCAGGCAGCCUCGCCUCGUGCCCCAGAAAGAUCCCUACGCAAGAGCCUCCGUGGCUGCCUUGGCCAGACCCAUCCAUCACCCUAUGAUGAUCAGGCAUCUUCAGGCAGAGCCUAUGCUGCAGUCAGUGAUUCCUAAGAAUUCCAGGGCUUCUAGGAAGCCUGCAAUGAAAAGGAAGGUUUUAAGACGAAUGCCAGAUGGAGAGGUACAAGUGACGGAUGAAUCCAUCGUGAGUGAGACUGACUCGGGCGCUCCAAGUGACUCUGAGUACAGUGAAUUGAGUCAAAGGAUGUCCAAUCUGAAAACCCACCAGGAGGACGAGUCUGAAGAGGAGUGUGAACCCAACAGUUCCCCGAAGUCAGAAACUCCCAAUUCCUGGAGAACUACAGGAGCCAGCCAGAGCUCCAGUUCUCCAAGAGAGAGUCACAGCCGAAGCACCUAUGAGCAGGAUCUGAUCUUUUCCGGCCCGCCAAAGUCUUUCAUUCUACCCAGAAUGGAGCAGCUCAGCCGGAAGAGGAUGAAGACUGACCGAGUGGCCCGCUACUUGGCCCAUAAGCACGACUGGGGGUUGCUGCGCCUCCCAGGGGAAGACCCCAGGAAAAGUGUGCGCUGGAACGUCCGGGAGCAGAUGUUUUACAAGGCAGAAUUCCCUCCCAGAGCUCAACACGUUUAUAUCCCCAACAACUACAUCGUGCCGACGGAGAAGAAGAGAUCUGCCCUGCGCUGGGGGAUACGUUGCGACCUGGCUAAUGGUAUCAUACCUAGAAAUUCCUAUUCCUCCUAGAAAUCCAGAUAUUUUUACAGCGCCGGAUAUUGGGACGAGCGUUGUUUAGCAUUGCCCAAAGAUAUGGCCACUCAGAGCUAUGCAGUUUUUAAAAUCCAAACCCUGCUUUGUGGUUUUAAAUCUAUGUGUGUGUUUUUUUUAGAGUGGGGAGUUCCUGGGAAGAAAGGCCUCCCAUUUUCUUAAGACAGGUGCUCCAUUGAGAGGCAGGCAGACACACAGACGAUGAACUGCCUGAAGAAUAACUUAUUCUGGUUGGUGAGAUCUUGAAAACUAAUCUCCCUUUUUCCAAAAGCUGUGGACAUUCCGUAUGAUUUGACUGUUUUUAUAAAAUUUUUAACUCCUGGAUGUAUGGAUUCAAUUAAAAAGUGUGUGGCGUGAAAA
Molecule: messenger RNA, 1494 nt
Organism: Anolis sagrei ordinatus
Lineage: Eukaryota; Metazoa; Chordata; Lepidosauria; Squamata; Anolidae
Gene: HYLS1
Product: HYLS1 centriolar and ciliogenesis associated
Biological process (GO): cilium assembly
Cellular component (GO): non-motile cilium; centriole
Source: RefSeq, a predicted model, not a curated record